UUUUUCUUUCUCUUUUCAGGCUCUGGACAUAAGCAGCAGCAAUAUGUUUGUCGGGGUUGAUGUGCUGAUAGCUGUGGGCUCCAUCAUUAUGAUCCUAGGAUUUCUUGGUUGCUGUGGUGCCAUAAGGGAAAGCCGGUGCAUGCUUCUCUUGUUUUUUAUUGGACUGCUGCUGAUCCUGAUCCUUCAGGUCACAGGGGGUAUUUUAGGAGCAGUGUACAAACCUCAGCUUGAGGAGGGCCUUAACCUGACACUUAAGGAGGCUGCUGAUUUACUGAAAGGUAAUUCCGAAAAUGCAAAACAAGUUCAAGAGUCAUGGCAGAAGUUUCAGCUACAGGUAAGUAAAAUGUAGUAAGUAAAGUGGGGUUUGUUGCUAU
Messenger RNA from Coturnix japonica (Japanese quail), 374 nucleotides. The record is from RefSeq and is a predicted model, not a curated record. Lineage: Eukaryota; Metazoa; Chordata; Aves; Galliformes; Phasianidae.